This is a messenger RNA of Pyrenophora tritici-repentis Pt-1C-BFP, 792 nucleotides long. RefSeq lists its product as uncharacterized. The record is from RefSeq and is a predicted model, not a curated record. NCBI's taxonomy places the organism in Eukaryota, Fungi, Ascomycota, Dothideomycetes, Pleosporales, Pleosporaceae.
AUGUCUAAAAACUACACCAUAGCGGAAUCUUUCUACGCAGCCCUCGACCACAUGUCCUCAGAACUCCACACCACGUUCCAACAAGCUAUUGCCCGCCUACCCCCUGAAAUACGAACAAAUUUCUUGCUGCAGCUAGUUUACAUACUAGGUGUUCCCCUUGUUACAACAGGCGUGGUAUGGUAUUUGAUAAGGGUGUGCGCGCAGGAAAUGAGGAGGGUGGAUAUUAGGCGCUAUGCUUGGGAUGCCCGUUAUAACAAUGGUCGUUAUCGUGGUGGUCACAACAACUACCGCCGCAAUUUGAUUAUGGAUGGGCGUGGUAGGAUUCACCGAGCGUUGCCUCAGCUGCCGCUACAAAGGGUAGUUGCAGACAAAUACGAAGAUGAAGACCAAGUUAGGGAUGAAGUGGAAGAAGAUUUCAAAGAUGACAUGGGCAUCGAUAUAGGCGCGGAUUCAGACGCUGAUGUAGAUUUCCCCCAGAGUGAGGAUUCUGGUAGCGAGCAGGAGAAUGGCAACGCUGCUCAGCACGACAACGACAGUGACGACCAAGGUCCUUGCAGUGAUGAUGAAGGUCUUCAUGACAAUGACGACAACGACGAUCGCUGUUGCGCGGGUUCUCGUCCUCGUAGGCCCAAGCCGUGGGAUAAGGCGGAUAGAGACGCAAUAAGGGCGGCUGAGGAGAGAACCUUGCUCCAUAUUAGAGCGCUCGUUGCAGCAAGAGACGCAGUAGGAGAAGUAGCGGAGAGGGGAAAGGAGAGGGAGAGUCACAGACGGGCUGCUGAGGACGGUAGAUAG